UAAUAGCAAAAUAGACUUUUCAUAACAUUUCGAUCUGUUUGUGAGUUUUGGUUUUGAUGUUGCUUUCUUUAUUCGAAUUAUAGGUGAGGAAACUGGAUCAGUUGCUGCAAUUUAUGGUUUGGGAUAGGAUCAGUAACCACUGGUUACUGACCUAUCAGUAAGCACUAUACCAUAUGGUAUUGGGUGGUAACGAAAUAUAUUUUGGUAUUACCACUCUAUACCAUAUGGUAUUGGGUGGUAACGAAAUAUGUAUUGAUAUUACCAUACUAUACCAUAUGGUAUUGGGUGGUAACGAAAUAUAUUUUGGUAUUACCACUCUAUACCAUAUGGUAUUGGGUGGUAACGAAAUAUAUAUUGAUAUUACCACACUAUACCAUAUGGUAUUGGGUGGUAACGAAAUAUAUUUUGGUAUUACCACUCUAUACCAUAUGGUAUUGGGUGGUAACGAAAUAUAUAUUGAUAUUACCACACUAUACCAUAUGGUAUUGGGUGGUAACGAAAUAUAUAUUGAUAUUACCACACUAUACCAUAUGGUAGUAACGAAAUAUAUAUUCAUGUGGCAAAAAUUUCCAUACCAUAUGGUAUGCUCUUAUUUAAUACCAAUCAAUACCAUAUGGUACAGUCAAAUACCAUAUGGUAUAACUGGUAAUAACUGACAAAUUUUUUUGUGUCCAAAAAAUAUCAAAGUGGAUAUCAUUUUAAAGAGCACAAUUAAUCUGAUCUAACUGUGCAAAAAAAUUAAAUUUCGACUUAAAACGAGUGAGAAAUCGUCCGUUAAAGAUUAAGGGAAGGAAAAUUAAAUGUUUUGCAAGGAGAGAGAAGGAGGCGCUGAUGUGGUACGCUCAAAAGUCAUCCUCAGCAAUAAAUAGGAGAAAGUACAAUUUUACUGUACUGCCCUUUUCACAUUUAAUUUAAAUAAAAAAGUGACUGACACGUGGGGACCAUGGAAGGGGUUACUGAUGGGUUACUCACCCAUCAGUUACUGACCUGAUCUGGACCCGCAAUUUAUGAAUUGCUUUUCAUGCAAUUUUGGAAACCGUAUUCUUCCUUCAGGGCCAAAGAUUGUGACUGACUAAGUGAUUGCAAGGUAAAAAGUUGGUCAAAUUUUUUAUAUUAAGCUAGAUCCAUAUAAUCGAUAGAGGAAUAAAGUACUUAAGAAGCCAAACAAGGUUACAUGCAGCUUCUUGUGGAUUUUGUUUUCUUGUUUCUCUUUUGGGUUGAAAUUGUGAUAUUUAAUAUGAGAACCAGAAGUAUAAAGUUUAGAUGUUUGAUGCAGAAUCCAGAUAACCGAACCCAGAUAAGGUUCUGCAGAUGUUUGCUCCUUUGAUGUGAAUUAGAAAAUGACGUAUUACAGGUUAAUAUAUUAAACCUUGAAAGAAAGUAUGAUCAUUUAGGCAAUUUGGGUCCAUAAGGACUUGAUGCGUUAGUGGCCUUUUUUUUUUUUUUUAUUUGUAUCCGUUCAGGCAUUCUGAUCUCUGUCUUUUCAAUUCUCAUUUGAUUUGUUAAAUAUGUUGCAGCUUGCAGGUUAUUUUCAGCAUGGGGAUGUUAAGAAGAUUUGGUUUGUGAAGGAAGUACUUAGCACUCGGGAGCACUUUCAAGAAGUAUCCAUCAACCAUUUCUUUUUCUUUUAGAUGGAUUUGUUGAUAUUCAAUGCAUGUAUAUGAUUAUGAUUGACUAAUAGAUUACUUUUGCUCUUGAUAUUAAAUAAUACCACGUCAUGGUACCAGUUAGAUAUGGCCAAUUACUAAUGGGGUGUAAGAUUCAAUCCCAUUUAUUCAUGAAAAAAGGUCAAAUUUCUCGCGGUGAUACAUCGCCUCUCUAUGAUUAGACAAAAUCAUGUGACCGAAGAUUCCAUUAGUCACGAGAAAUCCUAUUGUUGUUUCAUUAUUUUGUCACGGUAAUUUUCCCGUGUUUAAAUAUUAGUCAUGGGAAAUACAGUGACAAAAUAGAUCUUAUGUCACGGGGUUUUUCCGUUAUUGUACUCUUACCUAUUACGGGAUUUCCCGUCAUAUUUAACCUUUGAUCACGGACAUGUUUGACACGGGAAUAUACCGUGACAAAAGCUUUCCAUCACGGGAAUUUGAUUUUCAGUCACGGAAAUCCCAUGAUCGAAAGUGAUUUUUACUGUAGUGAGCAUAGGGUGGUUGUAUGGUUGAUUAUACUGAACAUAAUAACCACAGGAGAUAAAUUGAAUGCUUGGGGCAAGAUAAAUGAUGUAUCAUGUGUCGUGUUGUAGAGCAAAGUAGAAAUCUCCUCUUUAGCCACUGGGAGUAUGCUAGAUAGUUCUUUUCUGCAGUUUUUGGGACUAUGGUUCAACCUUGGCCUUGCACAUGGGAGCACACUUUGAAGGAAGCCAGUGAUGUUAGAGUUUACCGUGCAUGCACUUUUGUGUUGGUAUGUAAGCUUGCUCCGGAGGAAAAGAUGUAACAUUUUUUGGAGGGCAAAAUCCAAAUUGGUUUCCAUUGUUUUGUCGCUUUAAAGAGGAGUUAUUACUAGUUGCCUUGAGGUUGACUACGAUGUAGUCACUUUUUAUAUAUAAAGGUUGUUUUGUCCCCGUAACUUGCAAGUUGCAAGUCACCGUAACUUGGACAUAACGAUCGACCUCUUUUCUGAUAUGGUCGACCUAUUUGGAAAAAACGGUCGACCUCUUCAUUGAUAUAAUCUACCUAUUUGGACAAAAUGGUCGAGCUCAUUGUUGGAAUGGUCGACAAAUUGUACUAUUUUCCGUUUUGCUAUGCUAAACAAACGGCCGACCUCUUCCACUAAAAUGUCGUCCACUAUACAACAAAUGGUCUACCACUACCAUCAAGUGGUCUACCUCUUUCCCCAAGCACACCACCGCUUUCAAUAACAGGUCCAAGUAAUGAACCACUGCUAGUGAUAUUGUCACAUAAAAUUAGAGUCCAAUAAUAAUCAUAGUUAGUAAAAUACGGUACGAGAAAGUUAUAAAUAAAAUACGUACGGGUAUUUUACAUCGUCUUUAAGCUAAUGUUAUGUUUAAUAGUACGUUAAUAUUCAUAAACAUAUAAAUUAAAUUAUUUAAAAAAUAAAUAAAUAUGUAAAUAAUAGUAAAAUUAGCAAUUUAAUUCAUUAAAUACGGAUAUUAAACGUGAUAUACGGGUUUUAUACGUGUUUAGUACGAGAGACAUAAAAUGAACGGAAAAAAAUGAAACGACUUGACAACAAUAUGGAUACGAAAGUUUUAGACUAAUAAAAUACGUAUGGGUACAUAUACGUGUAUUAAACCGAGUAUUUACUAACUAUGAUAAUAAAUGAUAUGCUUACUAGUAAGAGAUUUAGAAUUAGUACAAAGGUUGCAAGCAAAGAUGACAAGUUUCUAAAGUGAUCUCUCACGUAGAUUUGAAAAAUGUUUCCCAUAUUUAUUUCUUAUAUUUGACUUACUCUAUAGAGACUUUCAUAUUUCCUUCAAAGUCUAUGUUUUCUUGUUUCUAUCCUAUAGUUAUCUUGUGAUGGAUCAACUUUAUUGUUAUUGUUGUUAUAAAGAUACUCAAAAAGUAGAGUGUAUUUGUUAUAUAAUUGAGUCAUCUUUAAUGUUCAUAAAUCUCGUAUCAUCACUUUUGUGCAUUUUUAUUUCAGAAGAGUUGAAAGAGGGUAUUUCUUUUUGUCUUGACCUAUAAUCUGCGUAGAGAUUUGGUUGCCACAGGUGAUAGGAUGUUGUGUUACUACAAAACAAUUUUAUAUUGUUGGCUUCCUUUUGUCCAUUAUUUUCAUAAUGUAAGUAUAAGGUAACUGUGUCAUCUGUUCGACCAUUCGCCGAAAGCGGAGAUCAUUCACUGAAAGAGGUACGUAAACCAUUUUGCAUAUUCGGUAGGCUGUUGGCGAAAAUGGUCUACCUCCUCCAACAAGUAGGUGUAAGUUGAAGGUAAGCGUGUCACAGGUCGACCCAUUGCCAGAACCGGUAGACUGGUUGCCUCAAAUGGUAGACCGCUUGAUGGAAGUGGUAAACCAUUUUCAUGGAAAGUGGUCAAGCACUUGGUGAAAGAAGUCGACCACUUAAAGGUAAUUGUGUCAUCAAGUCGACCCAUUUCCAACAAGUAGGUGUAAGUUGAAGGUAAGCGUGUCACAGGUGAACCCAUAGCCAGAACCGGUAGACUGGUUGCCUCAAGUGGUAGACCGCUUGAUGGAAGUGGUAAACCAUUUUCAUGGAAAGUGGUCAAGCACUUGGUGAAAGAAGUUGACCACUUAAAGGUAAUUGUGUCAUCAAGUCGACCCAUUUCUAGAAGCAGUAGACUGGUUGACUCAAGUGGUCGACCACUUGGAAUGUAACUGUGUCAUUCAUUAGGUAGACCCAUUUCCGGAAGUGGUAGACCGAUAGACUCAAGUGGUAAUGACUAGGGGUGGACAUCGGGACGGGAUUGGGUACCCGUCCCGUUUGAAAAGGGUACCUAAUCCCAUUAGGAGAAUAAACUCCAUACCAUGUCCUAAGCCCGUACGAUAUAGAUUUGGGUGGUUUUUUGUUAUUUGGGAUUCCAUCCCCUUUCAGUUCAUGAGUGCUCGUCUUUCCCACAAUUGGACAUUUUAUCCCACACGAUUUCUGCAUAGAUGGCACGAAUUGUUAACGGGCUGUAGAGUGUAGACAUUCAGUUUUCAAUUAAUUAAGAAGACCUCGCAGCUGGUGAGGGAGAUUGGGAGGCAGGUCUGUAGAUAUUUUUCAUGCAAUUCCAAUUCCUAUUUGUCUCUCUCUUUUAAUUUUUCUACCCUUGCGUUGCAAGGUUUCCAGUAAGCUGAUCAAUGGCUAAUUACUUUCUUUAUUUGUCUUCCCUUAACUUUACAUAUGCACAGAAGCUCAAGUGCUAUCAAAGGAAUCAAGUUUUUUCAAAUAUAUGUAGUUAUCAAUUUUUUUAGUAAACGUCUAUGCGCUUCAUUGGAUGAUCAAUCAUUGAUAAUGAGCUAUGUUAGACUAUUGCAGUAUUGUAUUUGUAUAGUGAAUAAAUCGUAAUGGGUAUUACGGGUACCCAUACUAUCCAAACGGGUAUUAGCGGGUAACCCGCGGGUACCCAAUGUAGAAAUUCUUAAUCUCAAGUCCCAUCCCAUAAUAAAUUUUACGGGUAUUUGGGUACCCGUAACCCUCAAAAAACGGGAUGGGUAUGGGUAUACCCAAAUACCCGUUUCCCGUUUUCCACCCCUAAGACCAUUUGACGGAAGAGUUCAGUCAUUUUCUUGAAAACUUAUGAUGUUGUAGUUAUUGCCUAUGUUUGGCCCGGCUUUUAGAAGUGCUUUUCGGCUUCAAAAGUUGAAGCAGGGCCAAACACCUCUAAAAGCUCGGCUUUUGAAAAGCCGAAAAGCGCUUUUGUAUAACAUAAAAGCAGAAGCUCCGAUUUGGAGCUUCUGCGAAAAGCUGUUUUGAAAAUACAAGAUUAUCCUUACCAUAUUUUUAUUUUAUUUCAGAAAAUAUAAUUUUUCUUCAUUUAUAUCAUUUUAAAAAUAAAAUAAAUUAUAAAAUCAUAUUAUUUAAUACAAAAGAAAUCUAACAAGAUCCAUUUUGACUACUUUUUAUUGUUUAUAAUUUUUAUUUAUAUUUUAUAUUAUAAGUUCUUUAUAGUCGUUUUACACAACCGCUUAUAUUAAAAAGUACUUCUAAUAGUUUUACAGCCAAACACUAAACUGCUUUUUUUGAAAAGUACUUAUCUAAAAGCUCCAGCCAGAAGCUGCUUCUACAAAAACUACAGCAGGGCCAAACUAAACUAUUAUGAACACCCUAAUUGAAAAGUUGCUCUGAAAUAAAAUUUUGGUUUGAGAAUAAACUCAAAUCUAAAAUAUGCUUCAGCGCUAAAUCACUAGCCUUCACUCUAUAAGAGGGCUGUAUCGUCCAUCUGCUAUUUAACAAUGUUGGCCAUGUCUUGUCUUUCCAUCCCUUUGUCCUAAUUGUAAUAUAUAAUUUUGGAAGGAAGCGAACUGUAGCCAAGGAGGAGCUCCUCCCCUGCGGACGUGUCUAGGUGAGUUCUUCCUUAUUUUCUUUGCUUAGUAUUUAAUUUGAAAGGGAUGUGUCAUUAUGAUUGGGUCCAUUGGAUUGGUAUAUAUUGUUAAUGUCCAGUAUACAUCUCGGUCAAACUGUUUAAUUUACAGCAUACACUCACAAAGAAAUAACACUCUAUUUCCAACCCUUUUAAAACCCGUUGCUUGGAGGAUGAUGCAUACAAUUUCCUCUUGCUCCUCAAGCUGGUGGAUUUUCUCUUUUGCUAGGUUAUUUAUUUAUUUAUUUUUCUCUCAUGUUCUAUUAUUUCUCGCAUUUCUUCUUUUAUUUCCUCCCUGGAUCAUAUUUUGUCCUUUUGAAUGCAGUCUGGCCAAGUCCUAGAUUGGAAUCAACAGUACGUUUUGAGUUUUUUUCCCUUUCAUUCUCGUUCUACAGCCAUUCCUCGUGAUGAUAGCUAGAAAUGGUGGUUGAUUGUUGUACUUGUGAUUGUGGUGUUGGGUUUUAGAUGGAUUGGAUGCUUGAUCGCCAGAGUUGUGUUGCACAGAGAUGGCGUCGGGUUUGUCGCCGUCAAUAAUCCUUUCAUCAUCAUCAUCAUCGAUUUGCACGGUAUGUUUUCCCCGUAUAAUGUCAAAUGGCCUCGAAUGGAAGGGAUCAAUUUGGAACGAGCCGUUGUUCUAAUUUAUAUCAUUGGGGUAAAGAAGAAUUAAGGUAAUGUGAAAUGUGCAACGACAAAAGGGAAGAGAAAGGAACAAAUCAUUUGGAGACUUUCCAAUGAUUUUUGCUUAUUAUUCUUUCUGAUCUCUUCUCUUGUGGACUAUCUAUAUUUUUCUUUUUCCUUUCUGGGAAUGAGGGGCUAGCUCGAAGUCAAGUUGAUAGUUCCAUCAGUUUCAAUUAUUCCUUGGAGGAUAUGUGGCUCUCAAAUUUGAUUGCGGAGGAGUUGUCAUCUUUGUUGUGCUCUGGAACCCGAUGCAUCCGAUAUCCUAAUACAGUUAUCGCCAGCCGCCAGGUCAUUGGUGGGAUAAGACGAUAGAUGUUAUAUCUUCGUCAAUGACGAGUUUUCUUCGGCUGGUGAAGCGUCUGUUGGUCGUAUACUUGAGGAGAUGGAGAUUGAUUUGAUUUUGUGGAAGAAACUAUCAAAGCCGUGUUUAGGGAACAAGAUGACGAAAUGACGUCGCAACCUCUUACUUCGAUCCUUAAAGUUUCUAAUUUAAAAAGACACAAAUCAGAUGUGGCUCUUGUUCGAUACAAUAUUCAUACAUGAAUAAUCCUAGCAAUCAAUCCUAGCAACGGAGUAUAAUCGGGUCGCAAGAUGAAUAUCGAGUUGGAAUAGCCAGGAUCUAAGUCAUUGAAUCUUCGUAUUGCACCAUUCACCGUUGGAAGUUGUGUUGAUAUUUACAACGAAGAUCGAUGGGGUGAAAGUAACAACAAAAUCAAGUAUGAAUGUCCCAAAUAUGACCCCCUAUGUACUUGUCCUCCUUUUUCUCUAUUGAACUGUGUUUCAUUUUUCAAAUCAGUUUUCCCAUCUCAAUGUUGUUUUCGCUGUGGAAAUUUGACUGAUUGUUUAGUUGCCGGGAAAAUUGAGUGAAAGAUCAGGAAGCUGUAAAAGAUAUUGAGUGUGAAUUUUAUAUGCUUCAUAGAGUAAUUGGUGAUACAGUUUGGUUGAUCAGGCUGUAUUGAAAGGGAGUUUUUGGGUUUCCGACAGUGGGAUUUUUAGGUUUUUUGUGGUGGUGACGGAGAUAAAUCAAAAUAAUAUUGUACUAUAUAUGUUUUUAUUUUUAAUUCACAGUAUUUGCUUCACAGUUAACAAUUAUACUUGUCUGUUAUAUAGGAUAAUUUUAAUGGAGUUGUACAACCCGUGACCAAUGAUGUAACGGGCUUCAACGAGAAUGAUUACAAGCAUGGGAAAAAAUGAGUCUCUCACACAAAAAAAUAAUUGAUAAACCAAGUGACCAAACUUGUAAUUUAGCCUGUUAGAAAAAUUCAACAUAAUGCUCGACUUUGUCUGCAUUUCUGUGAUGGUUCAAAAGUUCAAUACUUACAAAUAGUGAUAAAUUUUCAUGCGAAGCCAAAUAAUUGUGGCUUGAAUAUGUGAUAAAUUGAACUAUUUAGCAUAUAGUGUAUCCCAAGUUCUUCCUUUAUAUUUUUAUAUCAUCUUCAAGCACUUUUAUGGGAACCACGCUAGGGUGAUCAAACAACCACAUCCAUAUAUACAUGUUAACGCAUCUACUAUGCUUGGGUCGUUCUUCUCUAUUUUGUCUUCUUGUAUUCAAUAUGAAAGGGACACACACUAUGUUUGGGUCCCUAUAGUCGGUCUGCACUGUUGUUUUCCCGUACAUUCAUUAUUGUAGGCUUUUAAUGUCGUCUAGGUUAGCUCUUUUUUGUUUUGUCUGCUUGUACUCAAUACGAAAGAGACAUAUACUAUGCUUGGGUCCCUAUAGUUUGUGUAUACUGUUGAUGUGCAGUACAUGUAUUAUUGGAUACGUUUAAUGGCAUUGCAUGUGCUUGUACCACCAAAUAGCUGUCCAUUUUCAUUCCUAUAAAACAUUCCUGGCUUUGAAGAGGAUUCUCACAAUUCUAUAACUUGGCCAGAGCACCUUCAAAAGGCAAAAGACAAUCGACGGAGCGAAUAAAAAAAGAAACACCAUCAAUUAUAGGACACGAGAGCAGAAUAAUAAAAAAACCAGCAAGAGAGAAACACACGAGCUUGGGGAGCAAAAAUAAAUUGUAUGCAUCAUCUUCCAAAGCAACGAGCUUUAAAAGGUUGGAAAUAGAAUGCUAUUUCUUGGUCAAUGUAUGCAGUAAACUAAACUGUUUGAAAGAGACCAGCAUGCAUUGCCAAAUAUAUUAUUCUAAUUUCAUCUCAUUUCUCUCACAAUAGGAGUUCUCCAUAAUGAUGCUUGCUUGCUGCCACCAAAUGAACACCAUGUUGGUGAUGGAAAUGCGGGUAUACGACAAAAACAUAUUUUUAUUUUGGUCAUUACGUUCUCAUUACGUCAACGCAUCUACCUCUUGAAAAUAAAAUAUAGCUAUAUAAUGACAGUAAUAGUUCAAUACCAAGAACAAUAAUAGAAACCCCAAUAAUUCUCACUUUGUCGUGUCCAAUUUAAUGUACUUCAACUCUGGUUUGCUUGCAAACAGAACAGAAACUAGCCAACUAUUCCAUUCUAUUUCCACUUCCUCUCCUUGACAACAACUCAUGCAACUUGACAUAGGUUUAUUUGUAAUAUACUUGAUGAUAAAAAUUCUAGGUAUCUAAUCGCGACAGUCACAAAAUAAUACACGCACGCACGGACAUUGCUAUUCGUCGCCCUAAAAUACCUUAUUUGUCGCCCUAACUUUGAUUAAAAUGACUCAAAUAUCCUUAGGUCUUUCAAACCCGCCGCGGAACGGAAGCCGGAAGGGCUAAAAACCCGUCUCCGGCGAGUUGGGACUUGUCAGAACCUCGCAUCCCUUCAAGCUACCAUCACUAGCGGGUCAUCAGCCUCCCAUCGUUUACCUCGCGCCGACCAGUUGAAAUUUCCCGACGAAGAGCCUGUGGCGGGGUAGGAGAAAGGCUCUCCAUCUCUUCUCAGGAUGUUCGGGAGGAGCGCACCUAGCUGCGAACGACGGCGCUCUGUCUCUGUUCACGAUGUCAUAUGCGAUUGAUUUAGAUUCCACCAGACCACCGCAUCUCAUCUUGUCGGCGAUUUCAAUUAGAAAGGGUUUCGAUAUGGGUUUUUAGGAUUUCAAUUUUUGGGAUUUGGGGUUUUUAUUAGUGUUAUGGUUGUCGUUGUCAUUUUGAUUUUUGGGUUUCUAGAUUCACCCAUUCCAUUCACACUUCGAUUCAUGCAGCACUGCGAUUCAUCUCCUUCAAACAGAAGCAGAGUAGCUCGUUCCCAUAUCUGAAUCGCAACAAUCCCCGCCUUGCUGAUAUUCUCGGAGUCAUCGUAUAGAGCGAGGUCAUCAUUCCUACACUUCUUCUUCGUCUUCUUCCUCCUCCGGCUUCGACACUAGAAGAAGAUCACCAACGGCACUCAGGGUGAGGUGGCCAGCUGCCAGAGAGAAGAAUCCCACAGCGACAACAACGUCCGGGUUGAGGUCGGCGACGACUAAGCAGGGUUAAGGAAUUGUUUGUUUGGGGUCGGAGGGUGCGAUUGUCAAUUUAGUGCAUUUUAGGGCGAUAAAAUUUGAAUUUUAGGGCAAUGAAUAGCGAUUCAGCCAAGAAAGAAUUGCUUGACUAGGAAGUUUAUGCAUGAUUAUAUAUAGGAACUGUGAAUAUUAUCAAUAGGAAAAAAUUAUAAGGGAUUAAACAAAUAAUAAAUAAUUAAGUAGGAAAUAAUUAUGGAAAAUGAUGCAACAGAAGAUAAAAAUGAAAAGCGUUGAAAAGAUUAAUUGGGAGAAAUAAAAAAAUAAAUUAUGGGGAUAAUUAUAAAUGGAAUACAAAGAAAUAAUAAUAAUAAUAAUAAUAAAUAAGGGGGAAUACUUAUCUGAACCGUCGCUAUUGGUAUCCCCAGGAAGCGUAAUCGUCACACAACCGCGGAAUUGUAAUCGUCCGUGUUCUUCAACGUCGCCCCCCACUCACUUAUGCCCGACGUCAGCAAAGAUAUAUGGUGUUGGCGAUGAUAAACAGAGGAACAGUGAAUCGCAAUCUCGGCUCCUGAUAUCGGACGCGGUUGACAACCGUCAUCACGGCCUCCUGGCAGACCCGCUUAUGUUCAAAGACUUAAAAGCUAGGGCAUUAUUUUACGGUCGAACGGAAUGUUGGCCAUCAUUACGACCGGAACCACUGACAUGGAGGGGGCACAUCCGAAUUCCGCCGAUCAUUUUUGACCAAGUUGGUGGUCGGUUGUCGAUGCUUUUUUUACAAUUUUGCUUUACUUCUCCAUUAUAUAUGCACGAUUAUGGUUAGUUGUGUAACCGGAAUGGUAAUUGUCGUUGGAAAUCAUUCAGCGUGUCGUCGAUAGUAAUGUGUUGAUGUGUGCAGGAUUAUCUUCAUGAUGAAUUGAGCUUGAUGUUAGUAUUCUGUAGUUUUUUCUAAUUUUGAUUGUCAAAUUUAAGGUUUAUUUUUCCCGGAUUUCUUUUGAUAACAUGGACUCUAUUUAUAAAAGAAUAAGGGCUCGUUUGGAUAAUUGUUAUCUUUUUCUAGAUUGUAAACAAUCGAAAGGUUUUACUUCUUUGAAUUGUUGAAAAGACAUUGUUAACUGUGAUUGUUAACAUAAAGAAAAAAAAGAAAAAAUAUUUUUUUACACAUGACGUAGUCUUAACCAACAAAAUUACAGUGAUUCGAAAAAUUUUAACAACUAAUUAGUAAAGGUAUUCAGUGGGACAAAUAAAUAAAAAAGAUAUAAAGUAGGAUGAACAAAAAUCUCACAACCCAAUUUAUAGAAUAUCUCUAAGUAUAAGAGAUAUACAUCUUUAUAUUUUAGAGUCUCCUUGAUGAAAGGUAAACUAUGAUUAUGUCUGCUGACACUAUAAAUUUAUGCUUAAGAGUGUGAUUUAACAUGCAAUAACAUGUGAAUUUAUCUCUUCCACCUCUUCUAUUUUCUCCAAUUAGUAAAUCUAAUAAGACUGAGGUACAUCCUUUAUAAUUUGCUGUCAUUCAGAAAACUAUAUUGUCAUUGAAGUCAUGCACCAUUUAUUUGUUAUGGUAAUUAACAAAGAUAAAAAUUCAACUAUUGAUUACUUAAUUUUUAUUCAGGUGUCCACAUCUUAAGAAACUUGUACUACCAACGUGGAACCGAAUAAAAAGGACAAGCAUAUGCAAGGCCAUACGUUCAUGGAAAGAACUUGGAUCACUCACAAUGCCUAACAUAGCUAAUCCCCCGAAAUUUUAAUAAUUUAUUGUGUUUCUAUAUCUAAUUUGAAUGUAAAAUGGUUCGUACUUUGCAUAUAUACAUACAUACAUAUAUGUAUAUAUAUAUAUCAUUGCUUUUCAAUUAUUCUAACUAUUUGUUGUGUUUAUUUAUCAUUAUGAUAUAAAUCAAAAUGUUAACGUUGUUGUUUAUUGGAUCUGUAACUAAUUAUAAAUUAUACAUGAUGACUUAGAGUCGUUCACGCAUUCUCCGCAGCAGAGCGCGGGCUUAGUUGCUAGUUAGGGUGAAUUAGUAAGAUGAAGUGAAUAGGAUUCUCAACUCCUAUAAUUUCUGCUUGUUUUCUUUCCAUAGUCAACUAUUUUCGUUGUCCCCCCAUGUGUUAACUUCUUAUAGUGGUUUCUGUGCAGGAAACACCUAUUGAUGGUGACAUGGACUUAAUUGCAUGCAUUAGUUUUUUUGUUGAUAAUAACUAAGAUCCCAUGUUUUGUAAUUUAGUUUGGUUAUUCCAGAGUCCCAAACUAAGUAUAAAUGUCACUCGUGGUCAGGUUGUGUACACCCAGCCAUCAACUAGGCAACAAUACAAUACAAAUGAGCAGCAGCAGAGGGCCAUCACCGAUAGUCCCUUUACUUGUAGUGGGAGCCCUAGGAAUGGCGAUUCUUGGUCCUGGAGCCAUGACAGCAUUCGGCGUCUUGCUUUCAUGGUGUCUGCCCAUUUAUGGAGUCUACCAUGACCGAAGCUGGCAGAGACCAGGGUCGUCCAUGGCGUAUGACAGUGAAGGAUACAUUUUGGGCGCAUUGAUUCUGAUUCUCUUCUUCUUUGUGUUGUAUGCUCUAUUGAGCUGCUGGUAAGCAUUAACAUACUCCAAUGGGGUGGGUGGUUUUGCUGUUUUAGGCCUUUCCAUUUACGUUUCUUGUUUCCCAAGCUUCAAGGUUUGUUCGUGAAGCCCUUAAGCUCUUUGUUAGUUGGUGAGUAGGCCGGCAAGCUUUGGGGGUAUGUUUAGCUGUUAACUAAAAAUGUCCCCUGUUG
This is a messenger RNA of Linum trigynum, 12754 nucleotides long. NCBI's taxonomy places the organism in Eukaryota, Viridiplantae, Streptophyta, Magnoliopsida, Malpighiales, Linaceae. The record is from the annotation of a GenBank genome assembly.